AAAAAGGUGGCGGGGCGGCCGGCCAGCCUGCUUUCAGUGGAGCGGAGCGGAGAGCAAGGCUCCACUUUCGGCGGCGCCGUCGCCGUCGCCGUCGAGGGUUCGCGCGCGCGCGUGGUGGGGGUUCUAAUUUGGUCCUGCCUGGCUCUGGCGGCGGCGGCGUCAGCCUCUGGUGGCGGAGCAGGAGGGGGAGAUGGCGGCGGCGGCGCCGUGCACCUCGCGGAGGUCGUUCAGGGACUCGCUCAAGGUGCUGGAGGCCGACAUCCAGCACGCCAACACCCUUGCUCUGCCGCAGGGCGUCGGACUUCUCGCCGGACUACGACGGGGCGGCGUGCCCGCAGAUGCGCAUCUCGUACAGCCCCGCCGCGCACAUCUUCCUCUUCCUCCCGCAGCGGGCCGACUGCAGCGUCGCCGGCGCGCACAUCUUCCUCUUCCUCCCGCAGCGGGCCGACUGCAGCGUCGCCGGCGCGCUCGGCCUCCUCAGGAUCCCCAUCUAGUACAAGGUUUAUGUGGACGGCACCACAGCCAUUUGUCCACCCACGAAAGGAAAGCCAGCACCAAGGAAUUCUUUCUACGCUGUGAUGUUUCCCUCCCUUGUGCAACUGGAACACGGGAUCAGCGAAACUGACGACCCGAGGCAGAGGGCAGUGUGCUCGGAGAGGUGUCAACGCAUGCUAUAUUCCAAGUCGGUGGAGGCAUCAUCUGAUCGAGGAUGAAGACAAGCUAUUACCAGUAAUUCUGAGUCAUCUGUGAUACAACCAAGACCACCGUUGUCGCGCGUUAAUGGACUACCGGUCAUGAAUAUUUUACGUGCCAAAAGUACUUCAAUUUGGUAUACUCCUAUAUACCAAGGAGGUCAAGGGUUUUGUUGCGACGGCCGCUAAAAGAUGCAGCUACAGGACCUUUAUGUGCAUAUCAAGAUAAACACAUAUGAGAUGAUGCAUUUCAACAAAAUUAUUUGGCCGGCCAGGCGAAUUUACCAUGACACCCAGAGAUGAUUAAUCCUCUGCUUUUGCAGCAAGUAAUUUGGUUAUACAUACCUUUUCCAGCCUGUGCAGCAGAUAGGUUUUGAACUGCCGAACUCCGCGCCCGCUCGAGUUCGGAUCCAUCUUGUGCACCUUCUCGAAUGCGGUGAACCGGCCUUGUGUAACAUAACUCAACAAGUCAGUUAGUCAGGUGGAGAACAAAACAAAAACAGAGGAGCAAUGAGCUACAUGAACAGAAUUUAGUGCUAGCGUGAAAGUGAGGCAACCACAUAUGCUCAACUAAAUUAAGUUUUUUACAUGACAGACAUGGUCGGUUUACUUAUAGUUCAUCU
This is a messenger RNA of Triticum aestivum (bread wheat), 1315 nucleotides long. RefSeq lists its product as uncharacterized. The record is from RefSeq and is a predicted model, not a curated record. The transcript has 5 exons. Bases 191 to 625 code for a protein of 144 amino acids. Lineage: Eukaryota; Viridiplantae; Streptophyta; Magnoliopsida; Poales; Poaceae.